Messenger RNA from Salvia hispanica, 1402 nucleotides. RefSeq lists its product as uncharacterized. Gene Ontology annotation, molecular function: DNA-binding transcription factor activity; sequence-specific DNA binding. Gene Ontology annotation, cellular component: nucleus. Lineage: Eukaryota; Viridiplantae; Streptophyta; Magnoliopsida; Lamiales; Lamiaceae. The record is from RefSeq and is a predicted model, not a curated record.
AUAAGUCAUUGAAAUUAUUUUUUUUCCCACAUUAUUAUUAUUUCUUACAACCUAAUAUCUUAGGUUAUUACCAGAUUUUAUGUGUCGUUAUGCACCCACGCCACAUGGUUGCAAUUGCACCAUACCUUUAUCUUUUCUGCAACAUGGACUGGUGAAAUAUUCCAUCACCAUCGUCGUCGUCAUCGUCAUCUUCCCUCUCUCUGCCUAAAUCCCCAACCAAAAUUUUUCCUUCAAAAUAUAGGGUUUUUCCUCUUCAAGAAUAUUGAGCUGAGACAGUUUCUGCAACUCACAAAGAAAGCAAAUUUUUAGUUUCUUGAUCAUCCACUAGAUGAUGAAAAAAGGGGAAUGACGGACAACGCCAUCGUCGUCGGCAUCCAAGCAUGAAUUCCAACUCCGGAGAGAGAGAUCCGACUCCGAGGGUGAAGCAAGAAGGGACAACGAGAUCGCGGUGGUCGUCGACCCACAAAAACCCCCGAAUAGUGCGCGUCUCGCGCGCCUUCGGGGGAAAAGACCGGCACAGCAAGGUGUGCACGGUCCGGGGGCUGAGAGACCGGCGCAUCCGCCUCUCUGUCCCCACGGCCGUCCAGCUCUACGAACUCCAAGACAAGCUCGGCCUCAGCCAGCCGAGCAAGGUCGUCGACUGGCUCAUCGACGCCACGAAAUCCGACAUCGAAAAACUCCCCCCUCUCCCCUCCAUCCCAGGAAUCUUCCCUAACCCUAAUCAAGAAUUCCCACCCCAAGCCUCAUCCCUCUCCCAAUUCCUAGCUUCGAAGCAAGGGGUGAUCAAAAUUGACAAUGAGAGAGAGAAGGAGAAGUGGAUUGAGCAAGAGAAUCAUACCCAAAAUGAGGGUUUUGGGGGAUUUGUGGCACAGAAUCUUUUCCCAUUAGGACAAGUGAAUCAAAACCCUCAAUCCCAAUUUUUUCAAAACCCUUAUUUCCAUUGGGAUCAAAUCUCCCAAUUUGGACCUAAUUACAUCAAUCCUUUGCCAAAUCAAGAAGAUCAUCAAUCAUCAUCACAUCACAACAUGAUCAUCAAUAAUCCUUCAAACACUCAUCUCUAUUUCAACAUCCCCCAUUUCCCUUCCUACUUGCCUCCUUCAAUGGAGCCGAAUCCCGGCUUCUCGACGGCCCUCCACCUCACGAGGCCCUUCGCCUUCAAGCCGGCUACUCAGCCGCACCAUGGUGAAGCCGGGAGAUCGGAGACGAAAGAGGGCUGAUUAUAUAAGCAAAUACAUACACACAAUUGGGAAGGAAAUGGGAUUCUUGCAGCUAUACAAAUGCUACAUAUACAGUAAGGAAUAUGAUUAAAUUUUCUGCCUUUUUAUAUGUUUUUUUUGUUUUGUUUUCUGAUUUUGCAAGAGAUAUACAUUUAUACUUGGAAUUAAUGUGUGAUUAAAUACUA